Messenger RNA from Miscanthus lutarioriparius, 1059 nucleotides. The record is from the annotation of a GenBank genome assembly. NCBI's taxonomy places the organism in Eukaryota, Viridiplantae, Streptophyta, Magnoliopsida, Poales, Poaceae.
AUGGCCAUGGGGUUGGGGUUUCGGAUGAGCAAGGAGGCGGCGGGCAGCCACGCGGUGUCGUUCUUCCUCGGCGCGGCGCUGCCCACUGCCCUCCUCUUCUUCCUCGCGUCCGACCGCCUCGGCGAGGGCUUGUCCAGCAUCUCGCGCAGCUGGGGGAACGGGCCGGCGGGCGGCGACGAUGCAAAUGAGGUCAUGUUCAAGGGCCUAGCCGAGCUGCUACCGAGGGUUGCCAUGGACGACAGGACGGUGAUCAUCACGUCGGUGAACGACGCAUGGGCGCAGCCGGGCUCCCUGCUGGACCUUUACCUCGACAGCUUCAAGAACGGCGAGGACACCGCGCACCUCCUCGACCACCUCCUCGUGGUCGCCCUCGACGCCCGCGGUUUCGACCGCUGCAGGACCGUGCACCCUCACUGCUACCUCCUCAACGCCACGUCCGUGGACAUGAGCUCCGCCAAGCCGUUCAUGAGCCCGGACUACCUGGAGCUCGUCUGGACCAAGCUCGUCUUCCAGCAGCGCGUGCUGGAGCUCGGCUACAACUUCCUCUUCACGGACUGCGACAUGGUAUGGUUUCGCAACCCGUUCCGGCACUUCCCCGUGUACGCCGACAUGAGCUGCUCGUCGGACGACUUCAAGCCAUCGCGUGCGCCGCUGGACAACCCGCUCAACACCGGCCUCUACUACAUGAAGUCGACGAACCGGACCAUCGAGAUGAUGAAGUACUGGCGGGCGGCUAGGGAGAGGUUCCCGGGGCAGCACGACCAGGCGGUGUUCGUCAACAUCAGGCACGAGCUUGUCGGCAAGCUGCAUGUCAAGAUCGAGCCGCUGGACACGGUGUACUACGGCGGGUUCUGCGAGUACCACGACGACCCAGAGAAGGUCUGCACCGUCCACGCCGACUGCUGCGUUGGGCUGGACACCAAGGUGCACGAUCUCAAGGACUUCGCCGCGGACUGGAAGAACUACACGAGCCUGACGCCGGAGGCUAGGCAGAAGGGUGCUUUCAAGUGGACGUACCCGACUAGGUGCCGGGAUUCCAUAGGUUGGCGUAAGCCUUGA